UCAUCUGUAUUUUUGACUCUUAUGAAGGAAGGCUCGUGAUUCUUUUGUGGUUUGAUUGAAGCCUCCUCAUUUCAUGUACUCUAUACUUAGCUUGCCCUAUAAAUUCUCUAAUUACAUCCACCGCAGCAAUUUACAACUCUCUCAAAUUUGGGGGUGCUUGGUGAACUUUACCAGGAUCAGUUAUAUUCUCAUCUAAAGUCACUAACUCGGGGGAGUUCUCGAUAAAGAGCCGAAAGGGUAUCUGGAAAUCUCUUCAAGUUGUUAAAUUUCGUUCGUUUUCAUCUGCAAUUUUGUAGUUUUGUAAGAUAAAUACAUAUAGAAGAAUGUCGGCGGGAAAUGCCCUGUAUUACCCUAUUCUUGGUUUUGCAUCGUUUAUUCUUUUCAUUUACAUGCCUUUCCGUGACUUGAAGCUUGGUUUUGAUAAAGAGCCUCAAUUGGCUUUUGUGACGAGAAAUGGGACUCAAUUUGUGUUGGAUGGCGAAGCUUUCUACAUAAACGGGUGGAAUUCUUACUGGUUAAUGUCUCAAGCUGUUGACGAAUUUUCCAGAUACAGAGUCCAGGAAAUACUGCAAACCGGCGCGAAGAUGGGUCUAAGUGUCUGUAGAACUUGGGCAUUCAAUGAUGGCGAUUACAAUGCCCUUCAGACUUCCCCUGGUCAAUUCAAUGAACAAGUUUUCAAGGCCUUGGAUUAUGUCAUAGCAGAAGCAAGGCAACAUGGAAUAAGGCUGCUUCUUAGCUUAGUUAAUAACUUGCAACCAUAUGGUGGGAAGACUCAGUAUGUCAAUUGGGCAUGGCAAGAAGGGAUAGGGUUAAGCUCGUCCAAUGAUUCUUUCUUCUUUGACCCAUCGAUCCGUAGUUAUUUCAAGAAUUAUAUCAAGACUAUCCUGACAAGGAAAAAUACUAUCACUGGAAUUGAAUAUAGAAAUGACCCUGUCAUAUUUGGUUGGGAGUUGAUUAAUGAACCUCGUUGCAUGUCUGACCCUUCAGGUGACACUCUUCAAGAAUGGAUAGAAGAAAUGGCAUCUUUUGUCAAAGCGAUUGACAAGAACCAUCUGGUGACUGUAGGGCUCGAGGGUUUUUAUGGUCCUCAUGACCCAAAGAGCUUGACUGUCAACCCUGAGGAUUGGGCAUCAAAACUUGGAUCUGAUUUUAUUCGCAAUUCCAAAGUCUCAAACAUUGAUUUCACAUCAGUUCAUAUUUAUCCUGACCAGUGGUUUCAUGAUCAACUAUUUGAAGACCAACUGAAGUUUGUCUCCAAGUGGAUGCUUUCUCACAUGGAAGAUGGUGACAAAGUAUUGAAGCGGCCUGUCUUGUUCUCUGAAUAUGGCUGGUCAGAUAUGAACCAAAACUUCUCAACAGCUGAGAGAGAAAAGAUGUACAAAACCAUUUUAAACAUAAUCUACAAAUCUGCCAAGAGAAAAAGGUCUGGAGCUGGUGUUUUGGUCUGGCAAUUCCUAGUUAGAGGAAUAGAGGAGUUUGGAGAUGAUUUUACGCUGAUACCCAGUGAAAAUUCAUCGAUCUAUCCACUUUUUGUCAAACAAUCAUGCAGAUUGGCCAAAAUCCAGGGACGUACUCUGCAGAACCGAAGUUUCAAAGAACUGUGUUAGCGACAAAGUUGAAAAUUAAAUAUUUAAUAAUAUUGUGGAAGUGAGGCCAAGAUAAAAAUAUGGCUAGUUUUACCAUAACCUUAUAUUCCAUCAUCGAUGUUGAAUUGAAUUCGAGUGAUGAGUUUACAGUACUUUUGUGAAUCGAGCGAUUAGUCGUAUACGGUAUUUUAGUUGUAGCACAUAUAAGGAGUUAUGAUGAAGUGUUGCUGUAAAGCUUGUUCCUUUGGUAAAACAAAAUCGACAAGGAAAAUGAGUUUAUAGAUAUAACUGUAUAAGGAAUGCCUUUGAAUUGGAACUGUUGAUAUUGUAACCAGCUUCUUUGCGAUCUGCUUUC
This is a messenger RNA of Neltuma alba, 1941 nucleotides long. Its product is annotated as mannan endo-1,4-beta-mannosidase 2. The transcript has 5 exons. Lineage: Eukaryota; Viridiplantae; Streptophyta; Magnoliopsida; Fabales; Fabaceae. Gene Ontology annotation, biological process: polysaccharide catabolic process. The record is from RefSeq and is a predicted model, not a curated record. Gene Ontology annotation, molecular function: mannan endo-1,4-beta-mannosidase activity. Bases 324 to 1607 code for a protein of 427 amino acids.